AUGGAGCCACAACAACAAGAACAAGAAGAAGAAGAAAAUCACCAGAGAGAAAUUCAACUACUCUCUCCACCACAGCUGGACCUCCAGCUGUCCAUAAGCGUGGGCCCGCGCCUUCUAACGAAAGUAGCCAGGAAGCAGGACGUGGGCCCCGAGGAAGCCCUGAGGUGGGAGGCUGCCGAGCAGAUCCGGCUGGCGGCCGCGGAGAGAGCGUACGCAGAGCGCGUUCGGGAGCUGACGAGGCGCGAGAUGGAGGCUGCCCACAACGAGUUCGCGCGUGCACGCGCCAUGUGGCAGAGGGCUCGUGAGAUGGAGGUAACGUGCCACUCGUGCCGCAACAAGUUCAGGCCUUGA
This is a messenger RNA of Striga asiatica, 351 nucleotides long. The record is from the annotation of a GenBank genome assembly. NCBI's taxonomy places the organism in Eukaryota, Viridiplantae, Streptophyta, Magnoliopsida, Lamiales, Orobanchaceae.